AUGGCCAAUAAUGGUAACGGAAGCGAGUCAUCAGUUAGUGGCACUGAGUCGAUGGAAAGAAUCAUGGAAAGAGCGGUUACUAGCUUUUUGCAAGCCUUGCAGACUAACAUCAACAAUGGGAUGCCGGAACGUACUGAGGUGUACAGAUCAUGUACUAUAUCCUUAAAAGGAAAAACCUUGUAUGUAGACUUGAUUCCCAUCUGCAUUGGGAACGUUGAUGUAAUCUUAGAGAUGGAUUGGCUGGCUGUCAACCAUGCCUUUAUCGAUUGUAAAGCCAAAAAGGCCCCCACCGUUGAUGCAAUCCCCGUGGUUCAAGAAUUCUUGGAUAUCUUUCCUGAAGAUCUACCUGGUAUCCCUGUUGAUCGGGAAAUCGAAUUCACCAUUGAAACCCAACCUGGCACAGAACCAAUAUCGAAAGCUCCUUAUUGCAUGUCGAUGGCAAAAUUGAAAGAGAUGAAGACUCAACUCCUGGAACUACUGGACAAAAGGCUUCAUUCAACCUAG
Messenger RNA from Camellia sinensis, 504 nucleotides. Lineage: Eukaryota; Viridiplantae; Streptophyta; Magnoliopsida; Ericales; Theaceae. The record is from RefSeq and is a predicted model, not a curated record.